GGGCGCCGCGGGGGGUGCCUGCACACAGGGGACAGGGGAGGCCCCUUGCCAAACACUUGCGGAUCGCGACGCACCGCCCUCGACGGCCACUCCGACAGCUGCGCCGCACAGUGGACGGAUAAUGAAUCACGUCCGCCCUCCGCGGAACCGUGUGGUAAUUCCCUUGAGCGACAAGUGACACCAGAAUUUACCACAGUUACGAAUUCUACCUGACAGAAGUGAGACACAGUCCUUUAUUCUGUUAAUCGCACAUACAUAGCCGAGUUAGUGUGCCACGCUUGGAACUAAUUGUCUUCUGUAGCAGCGCACACGACUAACAUGAGCGAGGAAGAGGGUGGCGAGGAGCGGAGCGCGUGCGCGGUGUGCGGCGUGCCCGCGCAGGAGGCGUGCGCGCUGUGCGAGCAGACGUCGUACUGCGGGCCGCAGCACCAGAGGCAGCACUGGCCGCUGCACCGCGCUGCCUGCUCGCCGCUGCGAGUCGCCACGUCGCCGCAGCUCGGCAGGUACCUGGUGGCGACGCGCGACCUCAAGGCGGGGGAGCUGCUGCUGAAGGAGCAGCCGGUGGCGGUGGGCCCCCGCGCCGGGGGCGGCCGCUCGCCGCUGUGCCUGGGCUGCUGGAGGCGGCUGCCCGCGCCGCCCCCCACCUGCCCCCGGUGCUCGGCCGCGCCGCUCUGCCCCGGCGGCUCCUGCCAGCACGAUGAAUCCGAGUGCUGCGCGCUGCGGGAGGCCGGCGAGGCGGGGGCGCGGCUGCUGCGUGCGGGGGUGGAGGCGGUGCUGCCGCUGCGCUGCCUGCUGCUGGCGGCCGCCCGACCAGACAACUGGCGCCAGCUGCUGCAGCUCGAGGCGCACGCCGAGCGGCGCGGGCCCGGCACCGCCGUCUGGAGCCACAACGACGCCACCGUCGUGCAGCCGCUGAAGGAGGCGGGCCUGCUGCGCGAGAGCGAGGAGACGUGCCAGCGCGUGUGCGGCGUGCUGGACGUGAACAGCUUCGAGGUGCGCGCGCCCCACGGCGGCCACGACCAGCUGCGCGCCGUGUACGCGCGCGCCGCGCUCAUGGCGCACGACUGCGUCGCCAACACGCACCUCGCCGUCGACGACAACUUCGUUAUGACGGUGCACGCCGCGCUGCCCAUCCCCAAGGGCGCCGCUGUGUGCUUCAACUACACCAACGUCCUGCAGGGCACGGCGGAGCGGCGCGAGCACCUGCUGGAGGGCAAGUACUUCGAGUGCGGCUGCGCGCGCUGCCGAGACCCCACCGAGCUGGGCACCCACCUCAGCUCGCUGCGCUGCCCCCGCUGCCGGAAGGGACUCGUCUGCGCCCUGCAGGACCAGCCGAACGUGUGGCGCUGCUGCGACUGCGGGCGGUCGUUCUGCGGCGGCAUGGCUCGCUGCGCGCUGUGGUGCGCGCGCGACGCCGUGGAGGCGGCGCUGGAGGCGGCGGAGGCGGAGGACGAGAGCGGCGGCGCGCGCGUGCUGGAGGCCGCCGCCGCCACCGGCGCUCAGCUGCCGCGCAAGCUGCUCGCCCGCCAGGUGCAGCUGUGCCGCGGGCUGCUGCCGCUGCUCGCCGUCGUCGAGCCCGGCAUCUCCAGGCUCAGGGGCAUCGCACUGUACGAGCUGCAAGGAUCUCUGGCGGAGCUGGCUCGGCGCGAGCACGCAGCCGGGGAGUUGACCAUGCAGCAGCUGGUGGAGCGGCUGGAGGAGGCGGAGGGCGCGCUCAAGGACGCGCUGGCGGCGCUGCUGUUUGAGCCCGCCCUCUCCCCAGAGGGCCGGCUGGCGCGCGCCGCCAUGCUAGAGCUGCGCGACUUGCGCGAAGAGAUCCACGACCUGAGGAGGGAGGCGCAGCCGCAACCGAAACACCCGCAGCGCAAGGACAGGCGCCGCCACAAGUAGCUGCCGCUCAAUGGGCAGCAUCUGGCUGCGUACCGCCUCCAUACUGAUAAGUUUUUGCGGGGAGACUUUGUUGCUUAAAUUAGGUGAAUGCCAACCCCACUAGCAAACUUGCGGAUUCUUGCCAAAUUAUAAGAGUGUACCAGAGGGGAGGGCUCAGUUCUCUAUAUUAGUCUUUCAUUACAAAGAUCAUGAUGAAGUUGUAACUGUCAGAAAGUUUCAUUAAAAUGCACACUCUGUUGAAAAGUGGAGCUGUCACUUGUACGAAGCUCUCAGAGCGUGGCAAAGCCAUUAUUUUCAGAUAAACCUCCUUUAGGAGAAUUUUAAGAGGUAACUGAAAGAGCAGUGCAGAGAUACUUGCAGAUUAGAGCCUCUAGAUGGGCUUAGCAUAUUUCGAUUGUUCAUAUGUCCCCCAAAAGGCCAAGGUACCAGAUCGAAUCUCCAACUGGAACUCGGUUUUAUUCCACAGUAAAAUUUCAUUCCAGCGAAUACUCCACUUCAGAGUGGAAAAUUCGUUAUGAACUUGUAACAUGUAGUCUCAAUGGUGGCGUUGACACAGUGCACCAUACUCCUCAAGGCACUAAUUAUACUGAAGAUUCAACUUGAUCUGCAACUGCCAACAGCUGCCCACAACUCAUGCAGACUGGUCAGAGCUGAGUCCAACAGGGUCACAUAUCGCUUGAUGGAGCCAGUAUUGUGCUCAACAAGAUUCAGCUUAGAUGAUCCGAGGGCACCACACAAACACCCUCAUGGCUGUGGAGUGUUUCUGAAACCCUUAUGAUACAGUUUGGGAAUGAAGAGAAGAUCCAUUAUCUUGCUGAAGAUAAUAUCUCAGGCCAGGUUAAGAAUAUAAAGAAAAAGAUGCAUCUAACCUGACAGUAUGGUAUGCUGACGAGAGGCUGGCAAACAUUGAAUGUGGCCCAUAAAAUAGCUGACCUCUGUUAUCAAGAAAUUGAUUUCUAAGGUAGUUUACUCUAGUGGCCACAGUUUUCCUUCAUUCAAGCAUCACAAGAUACAUUUUUGACAAAGUAAUGGGCGAAAAGACAGUGCUUGCAUAACUUUGUAGAUGGAAUAUUCCAGGCCAUUUGCGUUUAGCGUUAAAUGAGUGUGAUUUAUUGAUAGAGGCAGGGAAUGGAGGAUGACAGUGAAAAUUUGUGUAUUUGAUGAUGACUGAAAUAGGCUGCUCCUUCCCCUUUUACUUCUGAUGCCUUUUCUGUGGGGAAGAUCAUAAUCGUCAGAAUGCAGUACACAUGUUUACUAUACAAACAAUUCGACAUUUACUGCAAAGAUGUUAUGAACAGAAGAAAUUGUGGACGAUUAGGGUUCAACUAUAGCAGAGCUAUUAGAGUAUGGGGAUGAAGAUCUCCAUCGUUCUUCUUAGCCGGCCGGUGUGGCCGAGCGGCUCUAGGCGCUACAGUCUGGAACCGCGCGACAGCUAUGGUCGCAGGUUCGAAUCCUGCCUCGGGCAUGGAUGUGUGUGAUGUCAUUAGGUUAGUUAGGUUUAAGUAGUUCUAAGUUCUAGAGGACUGAUCACCUCAGAUGUUAAGUCCCAUAGUGCUCAGAGCCAUUUUGAACCGUUCUUUUUAAGUAAACAAACUGGUCAGUUGCCCUGGCUUUCUUAUGUAGACAAACUGCUCACUUGAGCCCUAGUUUUGUUUAUUUCGGUCUUACUUAAUGGACAAUAACUGUCUUUAUAAUUACUGUCAUAACUAUCAUUACAAUUGUCAUAGUUUGUAGCCAAGAUGGCAGUUGAGUAGCGUACUUGUGCUCAUGCUUACCCAGGUGUCUGUAUGCUUCUAGCCAAAAGUUUUAACUCUCAUCAUAAAGAUGGUAAUGCAUGAUUUAAAAAAUGGCAUCUCCCUUCCUCCACUUAUGCAGUGUGCUCCUAUUGGUCCAGCACCCAUCGUGCCGUCCUUAGUGUCCCCAGAAUCAUGAGAGGGGGGCUAGGCAUUCUUGGUCUGUACAUUGCUCAAGCAACAGCAACACCAUGAAGCUUCAGAGAUCAUCCUCCAUCUCCAAGGAGAAUAAGUGGAAGAAAACUGUUUCAUUCAAAUGUAAUUAUUAAUUCUUCAUCUCUCUCUCUCUCUCUCUCUCUCUCUCUCUCUCUCUCUCUCUCUCUCUCUCAUUAUUACAUUAUUAUUAUUGUUAUUAUUAUUUGUCAAUUGGUAAUAUUAUAGUAAUUUUUAUAUUUUCUGUGUUGGAGUAGACUCCCAAUGAUAAUACAUUCAACAAGCCCAGCUUAUGGCAGUCAUUCGAUUUUCCACAGCACUUACCAGAUUUGUUGACCUUCAGGCUUCCACCACCUGUUUCGUUCAACUUUGAGGCUCCAGCGCAGCAGCUGUAACAGCAGCAGUGGUCUGCAAGCGACACAUUUCAGGGCGAUAUAAGAGAACAUCUUCUCUGACCAUGUGUUAAUUAGCAACAUCAUUGAUGUAGACAUCACCACCUGUGCAGUUACAAUGGCACACCUCAUAUAUUAAAGUGUUUCUACUCGCAGUUAUGUUUAGUCUAAAUGUGAGUGGUAGUAUACGUGUAGCUGCGCACGUCCUCUGUCAUGAGUUCAGUACUCUAACAGUGUUCCAAAAUCCUCAAUUUAGUGGUUAGAAUGUUAGGCCUUCAUCAAAUAAGUAGUGGUAAUUUGUGAGAAUUUCUCACAGGCAGCUUCUCUGUUCAAUAAUCAAACUGCAUUCCCUGUCUUAUUGGGCUGUCACACAGUGUUUGUCAGUGACUAUCAAAAAGCAAUUAAAAUUUAAGAUGAUGAGGAUAGGUUAGAGUACACCCAUUUACAGCAGGUAACAUUCAGAAACUCGGUGUGUGCUGGUUCUGCCAUCCAGUGUUCAAUGAAUGAUCGUGUCUGGUGGUGAGAUUAUGUGUACAAAUUUUUUUUAGCAAUGUUUGAUAUGCACUUUCAAAGCAGACUAAUGAGAACACUUCUAGGAUAUGCUCACAAAAAACUUUGAUACGUGUUGUGAUGCUGUAUGCAGCAUAUAUGGUGCAUCACUGCUACCUAACGUGGGCAAAGAAUGUGUCAAUGCUUACUUAUCUUCACUUUCUCCACAAAGUUAUCUGAAAUGAAAAGAGAAAAUAAUUGACCUGUACUUUAUUUCAAGUAAAUAUGCAGUGCCUUUGUAUCUCAACCAAUAGCUUACUUGCACUAAGACAAAUAAAUGGGUGCCUCAAUUACCAACUGACUCUAAGCUCCAUAACAGCUAUGCACUUUUAUGAGCAUUUUGACUGCCCAGUAAAUAGGAUACAUUUUUGUAGAUAAAAAGAUCGAGAGAAAAUUACAUAUAUUUGAUGAUUUCUACUUUAUUCGAUAGAUAUACAGCAAUUCUUUUGUAAAGAGAUACAUAACAUCGACUAUAAAUUACUAAGAUA
Schistocerca serialis cubense is the source of this 5265-nucleotide messenger RNA. Its product is annotated as SET domain-containing protein SmydA-8-like. Gene Ontology annotation, molecular function: protein binding. The transcript is spliced from 9 exons. Lineage: Eukaryota; Metazoa; Arthropoda; Insecta; Orthoptera; Acrididae. The coding region runs from base 319 to 1890 and encodes 523 amino acids. The record is from RefSeq and is a predicted model, not a curated record.